CCAGGACAGCAAGGCGGUGCUGAACUUGCGGACGGCUUGGCCUGACUGGGGCGGCGUUACAAGUGGAGCUGUCGGAAAUUACGGGGUCGCAGUUCCUAGAGUACCGAGGGGGGGAAGAUCGGAGACUAGGUUUCGGGCCUGUUCACAGAGGCAAGGCUGGAGACAAGAGACCAGAAGUUGCCGGCGGGACGAAAAAGGAGGAACGGACGAGGUUGUUUUGGAAGUGUCUGAUCUUUCUCUGAGGGAGAGGCGAUGGGAGCCGUCCUAGGGGCCUGCUCUGUAGCGAGCUGGAUUCCAUGCCUGUGCAGUAGUGCCUCUUGCCUGCUGUGCAGGUGCUGCCCGAACAGUAAGAACUCCACAGUGACGCGCCUGAUCUAUGCUUUCAUCCUGCUGCUGGGGACGAUCGUGGCCUGCAUCAUGCUGGCUCCAGGUAUCGAGCAGCAGCUCAAAAAGAUACCGGGCUUCUGCGAAGGAGGAGCAGGGACGUCGGUCCCAGGUAUCCACGGCUCUGUGAACUGCGACGUGAUUGUGGGGUACAAAGCCGUCUACAGAAUAUGCUUCGGGAUGAGCGUCUGCUUCCUGGCCUUUGCUCUGCUCAUGAUCAACGUGAAAAACAGCCGCGACCCAAGAGCCGCCGUGCACAACGGGUUUUGGUUUUUUAAGGUCGCUGCCAUCAUAGCUGUAACGGUUGGUGCCUUUUACAUUCCAGAGGGGCCAUUUACUCGAACCUGGUUUGUCGUCGGCACCUCUGGAGCUUUCUGCUUCAUUCUGAUCCAGCUGGUGCUGCUGGUGGACUUCGCUCACUCUUGGAAUGAGUCCUGGGUGGAGAAGAUGGAGGAAGGCAACUCGCGGUGCUGGUAUGCUGCCCUGCUGUCAGUCACUGGCUUGAACUACGUCUUGUCCCUGAUUGCUGUUGUUCUGUUCUACGUCUUCUACACUCACCCCGAGGACUGUGCGCUGAACAAGUUCUUCAUCAGCUUCAACAUGCUUCUCUGCAUUGGGGCCUCUGUUGUGUCUGUCCUGCCCAAAGUACAGGAAGCCCAGCCUCAGUCCGGCCUGCUGCAGUCCUCCAUCAUAACCCUCUACAUGAUGUACCUCACCUGGUCAGCCAUGACAAACGAGCCAGAUCGCAAAUGCAACCCUAGCAUUUUAGAGAAGAUCACAGCCUCGACGUUGGCUCCCCUGAAUCAGACCCAGGUGAUCCCUACCGAGGUUGUGGUCGAACCUAACCCCUCCCUGCAGAGGUGGGACACGCAGAGCAUUGUGGGAUUGGCCAUCUUCAUCCUUUGCAUCCUGUACUCCAGGUUGGUAUCUGCACACAUGCUGGAGGACAACGAGAAGGACUCGGUCCAGUACAGCUACUCCUUCUUCCAUUUCAUGCUCUUCCUGGCCUCCCUGUACAUCAUGAUGACGCUCACCAACUGGUACAGCCCGAAUGCGGACUACACCACAAUGAGCAGCACAUGGCCAUCGGUCUGGGUCAAGAUCACAUCCAGCUGGAUCUGCCUGCUUCUGUACGUGUGGACCCUGAUCGCACCCAUUGUGCUCACAAACCGAGAUUUCAACUGAAGGAGGAACAUCUUCCCCAGUUCAUCCCCUCCUGUAAAAAGCCAAAACUCUCAUUGCUUUUUGUUGUUGUUUUGUUCCAGUUAGAACAAAUUAUUAUUGCAUUAUUGGGUAUUUUUGACAGUUUUUUUUACUUUGGACAAAUUGUCAUGUAUAUCAACAUGAGAUCAAUGUUACUGGAUUAGUCUGAACAUAGUGGUACCUAACUCUUGGGGUCCUUGGGUUGUGUACACUUCACAUGAAGUAUUGAGAAAACGUUCAAGUUAGGUUUGUCUGAAGAGGAAUGAUUGUCAGCAUUAAGUUGAUUCAAGUACACUAGCUAUUUUACUUUUCUAGUCAUGAUCUCGGAAUGUAUUUGUUAGUAAAGCUUUUUUUGCAAUUUUACUGUUAAUAUAUUUUAAGUCCUGUCUGACUGGUUUGGUGGAAAUUGCAAACGUCAGCUUGUGUACUACAAUAACUUAACUCUCAGGCUGCAGAAGCACUUCUCUUACCUUGGACAAAAUCUAAUUUAAAAGGCACAGAUUUAAAUAAGAGAUUGUAAUCCAAUAUAACACACUAUGAUUUUCCUGAGAUCAACUUAAUGCCUUAUGUUUCAUUAAUGAUGCACUUUAUAAAUGUAUUUCUUUCUUUAAAAAGUUUUGAAGUUUAUCUAUGUUGAAAACUAUUUCAGGUAAUAUUGAAAAGCUAUGAUUAAUGGAGAUACUAGAUGCUUUUGCCAAAUAUUUGUAGAAGUAUUUUUUACCUGUUUGUCUGAAUUGCAGCUAAAGGAUUGCAGACAAAGAAAAUGAAAUCUUUCUCUAAGAUAGUUGUAUGCUUGAGUAAAACAACUUGUAUGCACUUCCUUGCUUUGCACUAUGAAAAAAUAAAUUUUUGUGAUUAGA
Molecule: messenger RNA, 2447 nt
Organism: Lepisosteus oculatus (spotted gar)
Lineage: Eukaryota; Metazoa; Chordata; Actinopteri; Semionotiformes; Lepisosteidae
Source: RefSeq, a predicted model, not a curated record